Hipposideros armiger (great roundleaf bat) is the source of this 2702-nucleotide messenger RNA. RefSeq names its product docking protein 7 (gene DOK7). Gene Ontology annotation, molecular function: protein kinase binding. Bases 324 to 2111 code for a protein of 595 amino acids. The record is from RefSeq and is a predicted model, not a curated record. Gene Ontology annotation, biological process: positive regulation of protein tyrosine kinase activity; neuromuscular junction development. The transcript is spliced from 10 exons. Lineage: Eukaryota; Metazoa; Chordata; Mammalia; Chiroptera; Hipposideridae.
GGUGUCCCCUUUUUGUUGGGUUGUUUGCUUUUGGAAGACAAGAAGCCCCCGGCGCCGGCGCCGGGCUGAGCGGUGCCUGAGCCCCAGACUGCGCCCUGUCCUGGAGGGAGGCGCCCAUCACCUCGGCGGCGGGGCGGAGGGGCCGCGGGCGGGAAGGGUGCGCACCUCGGCGGGACGCCCCGCCCGCCGCCCGCCCGCCCGCGGCCCGCCCUUGCUGGCGCAGCCCAGGGCCCUCCCGAAGCUAUUUUGAAAGUGACCCUGGGCUGGGGCGGCCGCGGGCGGCGGGCAGAGGCGCGGCGGGCGCGCGGGAACCAUGACAGAAGAUGACCGAGGCGGCGCUGGUGGAGGGCCAGGUCAAGCUGCGGGACGGCAAGAAGUGGAAGAGCAGGUGGCUGGUGCUGCGCAAGCCGUCGCCGGUGGCAGACUGCCUGCUGAUGCUGGCCUACAGGGACAGGACGGAGCGAGCCAAAGGCCUCCGGGAGCGCAGCAGCCUGACGCUGGAGGACAUCUGCGGCCUGGAGCCCGGCCUGCCCUACGAGGGCCUGGUCCACACGCUGGCCAUCGUCUGCCUGUCACAGGCUGUCAUGCUGGGCUUCGAUAGCCGCGAGGCCAUGUGCGCCUGGGACGCCCGGAUCCGCUACGCGCUAGGCGAGGUGCACAGGUUCCAUGUGACGGUGGCUCCAGGCACCAAGUUGGAGAGCGGCCCUGCCACCCUCCACCUCUGCAACGAUGUCCUCGUCGUGGCCAGGGACAUCCCUCCGGCCGUCACGGGGCAGUGGAAGCUGUCCGACCUCCGGCGCUACGGGGCCGUGCCGAAUGGAUUCAUCUUUGAAGGCGGGACCAGGUGUGGCUACUGGGCCGGAGUCUUCUUCCUGUCCUCAGCCGAGGGGGAGCAGAUCAGCUUCCUGUUUGACUGCAUCGUCCGAGGCAUCUCCCCCACCAAGGGCCCCUUUGGACUGCGGCCGGUUCUCCCAGACCCCGGCCCAGGGGGGCCCACCACCGUGGACGAGCGAGUGGCCCAAGAGGCCCUGGAAGCCCUGCAGCUGGAGAAGCGGCUCAGCCUCCUUUCCCACUGUGGCCGGCCGGGCAGUGGAGGGGAUGACCGCAGCCUGUCCAGCUCGUCGUCAGAGGCUAGCCACUCGGACGUCAGCGCCAGCAGCCGGCUCACAGCAUGGCCAGAGCAGUCCUCGUCCUCUGCCAGCACGUCACAGGAGGGGCCUGGGCUGGUGGUGGCCCAGGCCUCCGGGGAGGCCGCGCUGGGCGCCUGGAGGCCACCCCCCAAGCCGCUCCGGCCGCGGCAGCUGCAAGACGUGGGCCGCCAGAGUUCCUCGGACAGUGGCAUCGCCACCGGCAGCCACUCCUCCUACUCCGGCAGCUUCUCCUCCGUCGCCGGCAGCAGCCUGGAUGUGUGGCGUGCCGGCGAAGAGUUUGGCUCGCUGCUCAGCCUACUGCCAGCGGCUGGGGCGCCCGAGCCCAAGCUGUGUGCCUGCCCACCGGGGACAGCCGAAUACCAGGUGCCCAGCGCCCUGCGGCCCCAUUACGACACACCCCGCAGCCUGCGCCAGGCCCCCAGGGACCAGACCCCGGCAGCGCAGGGCAGCCCUGACGACAGUGCCGCUGGGGACUCGGGUGGCCAGACGUCCACGGGGUGUCCCUCCGCCUGGCUGGGCGCGAGACGGCGGGGAGAGGUGACAGAGGCCCCGGGCAGUGAGGCGGUGCCGCCCAGCCCGGCCGCUGGAGGGCCCUUGGAAGCAGGCGGCUCCCACGCGGGACCCCCUCCGGCUUUCUUUUCCACGUGUCCCGCCUGUGGAGGACUCAAGGGAGCAGCCGCCUCACCCCCUGGGCUCCUGAUGCAUCCAGGAACCCCGGGGCCCGAGGCCCCCAGCUAUGUGAACGUCCCCGCCAGCCCCUCCUCUCGGAAGCAGCUGCACUACCUGGGCCUGGAGCUCCAGGAGGUUGCAGCAGGGGUCCGAGGGGCUGGCGGGUCGCACUACGCACAGAUCGACCUCGCGGCCACGGCGGCGGCCCACAGGGCGGGGGCCCAGCACGCACAGGCCCGUGAGGAGCGACUGGCUGAGCUGGAGCCCAAGAGGAAGGGGACCCCGCGCUGAGGCCUCCACGACUAGACAGCCACGCGGCCGGCCGACAGCGGGUCCGAGGGAAGCUGGCCUCCUGGCAGUCACCUGUGCCGCGUCCCAGAGGUCUGGGCUCCUGCUUCAUGGCCUCCUGGCCACAGGGUGGGCAUGGCUGGUUCCGAACCCUCCCCGCCUCACUGGCCCCGGUGCACAGAGCUGCCCCUUCCUCUGGCCUUAACAAGUCCCUCUGGACCCCAGGUGGGAGGCAGCAUCCUGGCUGCAGGUGGCAGGCGGCCCCGGGACGCAAACCGCCCUCCUCUCCCCAGAGGUGGUGCCGCCCAAUUGAUGACCCGGCCGGGCCCCUCACAUGCAGAGCUUCCCGCAGCGCUGGGUGCACGGACCUCCAGCUGACCCGCGCCACUCCUGGGGCAUCGGCGCCGAGCCUGGGACGGUGUGGCGGCCAAGCCCCGACACAGGAGGACUGUUCCACGUUCCGACCUGCCAGGCCACCAGGGUGGCCCCCACACGCGUUUACUGGCUGCAUGGCUUCUUGGGACCCAUUACAGUUAGUCAUGUAAAUAGUUUAAAAUCCUUAAUGUUCUAUUUUUAACAAUGCACAUUAUUUUC